AUGUCCACCGUCAGCCUCUCACAAAUCCCCAGCGUCUUCCUCAAUCCCGAUCCAGAUACCGGUAUCGAUAUCCAUGCGAUCGACCUCGCAGGGGAGCAUCCAGAAUCCUUUUCAAUUUAUGGCCCUGAAGACGGAUCUAUGCUUGCUAUCGCCUGGGACUCGUUGUACGGUUACGAUGGCACAGAAACCGUCGACCCGAACGCUGACAACAGCAAGAUGACGGGCCCGAACGGCGAGAAUGACGAUGACGGCGAUGACGGAUCUGUCUUCCUCAUGAGCCUGAAUUUUCAACCCUCAGAGGGAGGUCGAGAUGGGUACGAAGAAAUCAGAAGUAGCUCUGAUCUUCCAACGGCAGAUCAGAUCUGCGCUAUCGACAAGGUCAAGACCUUCACUACCGGCCCUUUAAGUGACCAACUCGCCUGUGCGCGUGUCGCGUUACAAGCGCGAGAGGCUCUCUUACAGAGGAUCCGGGAGCUGCUAGAGGUUUCAGAUGCGGCUGAAGGCAGACGAUGCUUCUUCAACAAGGAGAAAGACGGAGUUGGCAAUCUGGUUGCAGACCACGUCCUCGAGGUUCAUUGGAAUCACCCGGAACGUUUCAGCAUACAGGUCGAUGUCGUUCAUCGCUUGAUACAUGCGAUUUGUCGAGCGGAAAUCGAGAAUGUCAGACAGCUCAAUGUGUCCCAGCUGUUGGACUAUACUCAAUCGACGUUCGAAAGCGGUGAUGCGUCUGGCUGA
Messenger RNA from Filobasidium floriforme, 735 nucleotides. RefSeq lists its product as uncharacterized. The record is from RefSeq and is a predicted model, not a curated record. The coding region runs from base 1 to 735 and encodes 244 amino acids. NCBI's taxonomy places the organism in Eukaryota, Fungi, Basidiomycota, Tremellomycetes, Filobasidiales, Filobasidiaceae. The transcript has a single exon.